AUGAUUAAACAACAGCAACCACAACAACUUAAGGCGCAAAGCGCCCAGGUCCUUCAGACCAUUACAUACGCCAUAUAUGCAUAUAAUUCAAAGACGGCAGAACAAACGCAAAGGUUGAAAUAUGGAGAUUUGGAGAUAGUAUUGAAAAAUGACCAUUUCGAAUUCGUUUGCAAAGGCGGUGCAGUGAUAUCAAAUAUAAAAGAAAUUUUAUUUAUGAAUUCAAAAAUUAAAGGAAUAACGGAUGAUAUAACAUCAAUUCCACCAGAAGAACAGAGAUAUUACGCAUUAAAUGCAUUUCCUAAAGUUUUGAAGAUUGGAAGAUUUAAUUUAAAUGAGGAAUUCAUAGAAGGUUUCCUAAAUGACAUAAUGAAGAAAGCAGAUAAGGAAUAUGUGGAUAGUGAAUUAAAUAAGAAGGCAAAUUUGGUUUAUGUUGAUGAAAAAGAUAAUGAAAUUAAAGAAAAGGUUGAAUGGUAUCAUGAAUGGACAUUGGAGACUUUUAAAGUUAAAGCUGAUACAGAAUGGGUUUCAGGAUGUUUAGACCUUAAAGCAGAUAAAACUUAUGUUAAUGAUGAGUUAGAGAAGAAAGCAGAUAAGGAAAAAGUUAUUUCAUUCAUUAAUACUGAGUUAACAAAGAAAGCUGAUAUAUCAUUUGUUAAUGAAGAAAUAAAACAAUCAGAG
This is a messenger RNA of Trichomonas vaginalis G3, 678 nucleotides long. RefSeq lists its product as uncharacterized. The annotation marks the transcript as partial. The record is from RefSeq and is a predicted model, not a curated record. Lineage: Eukaryota; Parabasalia; Trichomonadida; Trichomonadidae. The transcript has a single exon.